CACGCAGGAAGGGCAGCAAGGCAGGGCGGUCCAUUCCUGGGCCCAGCAUGGCGGCGGUGACGGCUUUACUCGCACGGCGCAGAGGCGGCAUUGGAGCUUGGACUUUUCAAUGUUUGCGAAGGCUGCACACAGUAUACCAGACGGUAGAAUUGCCGGAAACUCACCAGAUGCUUCGCCAAACAUGCCGGGACUUUGCUGAAAAGGAGCUGGCCCCCAUUGCUGCUCAGCUGGACAAGGAGCAUCGCUUCCCUGCAGAGCAGGUCAAGAAAAUGGGUAGCCUUGGACUUUUUGCAAUGGACGUACCUGAGAAGUAUGGAGGAGCUGGUCUUGAUUACUUAGCCUAUUCCAUCGCUGUUGAGGAAAUCAGCCGAGGCUGUGCAUCUACUGGUGUGAUCAUGAGUGUCAAUAAUUCCCUCUAUUUAGGACCGAUUUUGAAGUUUGGGUCUGAAGAGCAGAAACACAAGUGGAUUUCACCUUUUACCAAUGGGGACAAAAUAGGAUGCUUUGCCCUAAGUGAACCAGGCAAUGGCAGCGAUGCCGGAGCUGCUUCAACGGUUGCACAGCUGGUUGGGGACGAGUGGGUCCUGAACGGCACCAAAGCCUGGAUCACCAACGCCUGGGACGCCUCUGCAACGGUGGUCCUUGCCACCACAGACAAGUCUCUGAAGCAUAAGGGCAUCAGCGCCUUCCUCGUCCCCAUGCCAACCCCUGGCCUGUCCCUGGGAAAGAAGGAAGACAAGCUGGGGAUCCGAGCCUCCUCAACCGCCAACCUGAUCUUCGAGGACUGCCGUAUCCCCAAGGCCAACCUCCUGGGGGAGCAGGGGAUGGGCUUCAAGAUUGCCAUGCAAACCCUGGACUCUGGGAGGAUUGGAAUUGCAUCUCAGGCAUUAGGAAUAGCCCAGGCAGCUCUCGAUUGUGCUGUGGAUUACUCUGAGAAAAGGGUGGCUUUUGGCUCCCCCAUUACUAAGCUGCAGGCCAUUCAGUUCAAGCUGGCUGACAUGGCACUGGCCCUCGAGAGCGCCCGCCUGCUGACAUGGAGAGCCGCCAUGUUGAAGGACAACGGAAAGCCCUACACAAAGGAAGCUGCGAUGGCAAAGCUGUCUGCUUCCGAGGCUGCAACUUCAAUUUCCCACCAGGCGAUCCAGAUCCUGGGAGGGAUGGGCUACGUUACAGAGAUGCCGGCGGAGCGCCACUACCGGGAUGCUCGGAUUACAGAGAUCUACGAGGGAACUAGCGAGAUACAGAGGCUGGUCAUUGCAGGGCAGCUGCUGAAAGCUUAUCGAGGCUGAGGGGGAGAAGAUCUGUGUUUCAGUGCCUCCUACCUUCUUGCAGAGAUGCACAUGUGAUUAGAGAUGGUAGACCCUGGGUCUGGUUACAAGCCAACACAGAGCCCCAUUUUGCCAGAGUAGGAGACUCGGGCCACCAGUUGCUGCAUGCCACAGCAUUCACUGUGAGAGUUGAAUAGUAAGCCAGAGAGGAGAGUCUCAUACAGCAAAAGUGUCCUCUGCCUUUAAGGUGCCUUAGAUAAAGAGAUAUAUAUACAUACACAAAAUGAAUAAAUUGCACUACCAAGGG
Lacerta agilis (Sand lizard) is the source of this 1575-nucleotide messenger RNA. RefSeq names its product acyl-CoA dehydrogenase short chain (gene ACADS). Gene Ontology annotation, molecular function: flavin adenine dinucleotide binding. The record is from RefSeq and is a predicted model, not a curated record. The transcript has 10 exons. Lineage: Eukaryota; Metazoa; Chordata; Lepidosauria; Squamata; Lacertidae. Gene Ontology annotation, biological process: butyrate catabolic process; fatty acid beta-oxidation using acyl-CoA dehydrogenase. Gene Ontology annotation, cellular component: mitochondrion. The coding region runs from base 48 to 1289 and encodes 413 amino acids.